This is a messenger RNA of Gadus morhua (Atlantic cod), 1846 nucleotides long. RefSeq names its product tRNA methyltransferase 10C, mitochondrial RNase P subunit (gene trmt10c). Gene Ontology annotation, biological process: mitochondrial tRNA 5'-end processing; positive regulation of mitochondrial translation. The coding region runs from base 198 to 1673 and encodes 491 amino acids. Lineage: Eukaryota; Metazoa; Chordata; Actinopteri; Gadiformes; Gadidae. Gene Ontology annotation, cellular component: nucleus; nucleoplasm; mitochondrion. The transcript has a single exon. The record is from RefSeq and is a predicted model, not a curated record. Gene Ontology annotation, molecular function: tRNA binding.
CAGUUGACAACGUGACCUCCUAUCAAUCGGUUCAACAUUCGGAUCUUGCGCUUACUCUUAUCGUCAUAAAUAAAACCUGGCGUGGAACCAGGCUGGUGUGCGACGUUGGAAGAGAUGUAAGGUUGUCUUCGUAUCAUUAAUGAUUAUUAAAAGGAUGUGUGGUUCAUCUCUGUAGACGGGAGGAGAGCAGCCAAACAAUGCCAUUAGAAAUGAUGGGACUAUUCUCCCGACGGGUAUCUGUUGAAUUAUGGAGGCUAUGGAGUGUUUCUGGGACUCGACAUUUUUCCAUUGGGACCUUUCCCACUGGACAAGUCUGCUCUUCCCGCAGCUUCAGCUCUGGGCGUUACCUAAGGACAGAUGCAUUCCAGCCGGACCAGGGGGACAAAAUAGAUUUGGACUUGUGGAAGUCUGUGAUGAGGUCCCAGACAGCAGUGGAUGAAAGCAUUGAGGAAGAUAAAGAGCAGGUGAAGAAAGGGGACUCGACAGAUUCUCCAAGUGGCUGCGUGCUGGCGGCGACUCGGGAGCUGGUCUCCAUGUGGCGCCAGGCUGGGAAGCUGGUUCCAGACAAGAUAACGGACGAGGAUGUCAAGACGCUAGCAGAACUCACAACCAAGUCUUCCAAGAAGAAGUACCUAAAAUUCCUAGCCAUCCGGGAGGGCCACAAGAAUAAAAGCAAGGAGAAGCAAGAGAAGAAGAGGGCCGAGAGGGAGCAGAGAUUGGCCGAGUUCCCCGAGACCUUAGAAAACCGACCGCCCGUCAAGAACUCGUUCUUGAUGCAGUACCGCGAUCACUGGCUCGACCGUCUGCUGGGCUGGCGCGGCGCCCAGGCCAUGAACUUUGGUCAGCCGCUAGUAUUCGACAUGAGCUACGAGGCGCACAUGACCCCGCAGGAGUUGACGAACUCUGUGUCCCAGAUGUUGGAGGUGGAAAGUUGCAACCGCCGGUCCUUGGACCCCUUCCAUCUCCACCUCUGUAACCUGCAGCCAGAAGGGGGCUACCGGCAGCAGCUGGUCAAACGCUACGGCGAGGACGCCUGGGACCGCCUCCUCAUCACAGAGACACCACAGCGCCAUGUGGACGUGUUUCCUCAGGAACAGCUCGUCUACCUCACAGCUGACUCCCCCAACGUCCUACGGACCUUCGACCCGUCCAAGGUGUAUGUGGUUGGUGCGAUGGUGGACCGCUCAAUCCAAACGGGACGGUCCUUUGCCACCGCUAAGCGGCUGCAAAUGGCAACAGCGCGCCUCCCACUGGACCAGUUCCUCCGCUGGGAGAUCGGGGCCAAGACCCUGACGCUGGACCAGAUGAUCCGCAUCCUGCUGACCAUCAAGGACACCGGCAGCUGGGAGCAGGCACUCGCCUUCGUCCCCAAGAGGAAACACGACGGGUUCUACCAGGAAAAAAAGCAGAGUGAAAGGGGCGGAACCGCAGGCAGGGACCGUGGAGACAGAUACCCCCAGAGGGACCAGAGAGAGCGUCAGGGAUCGGCUCGUGAGCCUUGGGGUGCUGGGAGAGGUGGUCAGGACCGGGGGGUAAGUGGCAAGGGGGUGGGGAUGGCCUGGGAGAGAGAGUAUAAACAGCCUGUUACCAGGAUACGAUCAUCCCAGAACACCACGACAGAGGACAGAAGGAGGACCGACAAGACGCGGACACCGUGGUAUCAGCAGGACUAAAGACCUCUAGAGUUGGUCUUAGACCUGGACAUUAUUGUUCCCAGUCUGUUCUACUGUCCCUCACUCUGUUCUAUACUGAACUGAGGAUGGACAUGGUCUUCUAGUUCCGGGCUUGUUGUGAUCAGAAUCCAUUUUGAAUAAAACAUCUAUGCACUGCUGGGUGGAAUUAUAAA